Salvelinus fontinalis (brook trout) is the source of this 829-nucleotide messenger RNA. Its product is annotated as calcium-binding protein J-like. The transcript has 6 exons. The record is from RefSeq and is a predicted model, not a curated record. The coding region runs from base 185 to 763 and encodes 192 amino acids. Gene Ontology annotation, molecular function: calcium ion binding. Lineage: Eukaryota; Metazoa; Chordata; Actinopteri; Salmoniformes; Salmonidae.
GGUUUCUUGACACGCGACAUUCUGACGUUUCCUUUCAAAUAUCUGAAAUUUCAAACUGACCUUUCUAGUCAUUUGCUUCCUAGCUAACUUUGGCUAGUGAUAUUAUUAACAUUUCACCUGGAGCCAGUCUAUCAAAUGAAGUGACACGGAGGUGCAAACUAGCCACGGUAACAUCGUUUGCAAGAUGGGGAUGUCGUUGUCAUAUCCACUGGUGAAAGAGCCAGAAAGUUAUGUGGAUCCUGAUUUAAAUGAAGACUCCGACGAGAUGAAUUUUGCAAUGGAAAUGCAUGAGAUUAACCUGAGCUACACAUACGACAUGAUCCAGCAGAGGAUCCGCUCUAUCAAAGAGUCCGCCAAAUUUGACAAGUACAGCUACGACUGGAACACCAGCGUGUUGGAUCUGAAGAACGAGUUUCCCCACUGGACAGCUGAUGACCUGCUCAAUCUGAGACGGCAGUUUGAGAUUUUUGACACCAACAAAGACCGCCUGCUGGACUUCAGCGAGUUUUGCGCUUCUCUGAACAUGGUCAACGAUGCAUCAACUAUGGAGGCCAGGAAAGAAAUGUUUAAUACAGCGGACAAGGACAACUACAAGUCCAUCAACUUCGAGGAGUACCUCCAGCUGAUGUAUGACCUCAAGCAGGGCACGCCGGUCCCCAAGCCCCUCGAGAGCGAGGACGACAAGGACACGGCCACCGGUGACAUCAUCUGUGAAGUGGCCCGCAUGGACACCUUCCAGCAGAUGUGCUACGGCGUCUUCUAAACACAAAUACACACACCUGAUAACAUGAUGGAUUUGUUGUGCCUUAACUGGAAUUGAGAAAAUGAC